Messenger RNA from Saccoglossus kowalevskii, 417 nucleotides. Its product is annotated as DNA repair protein RAD51 homolog 2-like. NCBI's taxonomy places the organism in Eukaryota, Metazoa, Hemichordata, Enteropneusta, Harrimaniidae. The record is from RefSeq and is a predicted model, not a curated record. Gene Ontology annotation, biological process: double-strand break repair via homologous recombination. Gene Ontology annotation, cellular component: Rad51B-Rad51C-Rad51D-XRCC2 complex; replication fork. Gene Ontology annotation, molecular function: ATP binding; single-stranded DNA binding; ATP-dependent DNA damage sensor activity.
GUAACAAAUCAAAUCACAACAAGAAUGAGAUCUGUUCAGCAACAAUGCACAUCCUCAUUGCAAACUAGAUUUAAUGAUGUUUUAGACAUAGAUGGGUAUGUUACAGCUGCACUUGGAGAUAGCUGGACUCAUAGUGUUAAUACUAGACUUGUAUUACAAUAUGUAGAUCAACAACAAAGACAAAUUGUUAUCGCCAAAUCACCUAUUGCACAAGUAGCUAGUGUUAAUUAUGUUAUUGAAGAUAAAGGACCAACAGAAGUUUCAGAUUCAUUGAUAGUUUAUGACAGUAGAAGUAUGCCAUUAUGGACACAAUUAAAGUACAACAUGAUGCCAAUGGUCACCAAAUACCAUAUGAAAUAUUAUAGAAAAUACAACUAAUAAAACGUGAUGAUCCAAGGAAUUGUCAACAGUUACGCA